UCACCCCUCAAUUGUAAUCUGUAAUAUCUUUUCAAAAUCUCCAAUCUUUGCAAGUUCUUACUUGCACCCCCCAUUCAUCAUUCAAACCGUAAAUGCAACAUAAAAACGAUCAUCCAUGGGGGGUUGCAUAUCUGUUGCCAAUACAAGUUACUUAAGGAAAUCCAGCCUUGUCCAACCAAUCACACGACAAGAGACAAAAACCCCAAAAUUUGUACGCCCGGCUCGUGUCCUUAAAGACUCUGCUGGGGGCGACAUUUUCAAGCAUUACAAGUUUGGGAAAGAGCUCGGGAGGGGUGAGUUUGGGGUGACAUACCAAUGUCAAAAUAUCGAAACAGGAGAAAAAGUGGCAUGCAAAAAGAUGUCCAAAAGCAGGCUGAUCGCGGAGAUUGAUGUGGAGGAUGUGAGGAGAGAGGUGACGAUCAUGAGGCAUAUGCCUGUGCACCCUAACAUUGUCAGCUACAAAGAUGUUUAUGAAGAUAAAGAUGCAAUAUAUUUACUCAUGGAGCUCUGUGAAGGUGGUGAACUAUUUGAUCGUAUCGUUACUAAAGGUCAUUACACGGAACGAGCCGCUGCUGUUGUAAUUAAGACCAUUCUUGAAGUUGUUCAGGUGUGUCACACACAUGGAGUAAUGCAUCGUGAUUUGAAACCUGAAAAUUUCUUAUACGCUCACAAAGGAGAAAAUGCAUCUCUAAAAGCAAUCGACUUUGGUCUCUCUGUAUCCUUCGAGCAUGGCCAAAGGUUUAGAGAAGUCGUCGGAAGCCCAUAUUAUAUGGCACCGGAAGUACUCAAACGAAAUUAUGGGGAAGAAAUCGAUGUAUGGAGCGCCGGUGUCAUUCUAUACAUCUUGCUUUGUGGAGUUCCCCCAUUUUGGGCAGAGACCGAGGAAGGAAUUGCACAAGCAAUAAUCAAGGGUGACAUAAACUUUGAAAGGGACCCUUGGCCAAGGGUCUCCGAAGAUGCCAUAAACAUCAUAAGGGGCAUGCUCGACCAAAAUCCAUAUGAUCGGCUCACUGUGGAAGAGGUCCUCGAAAACAAAUGGAUUCAAAAUGCCCACAAGGUUCCCAACAUUCCUUUGGGAGAACACGUACGAGCAAGAAUUCAACAAUUCUCUUUGAUGAACAAAUUCAAAAGGAAAGUAAUUAGGGUGGUAGCAGAAAACUUGCCAGAUGAACAAGUACAUGGAUUAAAACAAAUGUUUGAUGAUAUGGACAAGGACAAGAAUGGAUCACUCACCUUCGAAGAGCUUAAAGAUGGUUUGUGUACGAUUGGAGAACAACCGCUUGCUGAUCCUGAUGUUCAGAUGCUAAUGGAAGCUGCUGAUCUUGAUGAAAAUGGGGUCCUGAACUGUGAGGAGUUUAUGAUAGUUGCAGUUCACUUGAAACGGAUCAGCAAUGAUGAUCAUCUACGCCGGGCUUUCCACCAUUUUGACAAGGACAACAAUGGGUACAUUGAGUAUGAUGAGUUACGAGAGUCUUUGUUUGAAGAACACCAAAAUUCACACAACGAAAAGCUUGUCCAUGAUAUCAUACAUGAUGCCGACCUUGAUAAGGAUGGUAGGAUCAGUUACCCGGAGUUUGCAGCGAUGAUGACGACAGGGAUGGACUGGAAGAUGGCAUCUCGACAGUAUUCAAGAGUGAUGUUAAAUGCAAUUAGCGUGAAAAUGUUCAAAGGUGAUACAAUCGAAGAGGAAGAGGAUAUUGAGAUAAGCUGAUCUAUGAUCGAUGUCUUUAAUUUGUUAUGUGAAGUAGUACAUUUUGGUUACGUAG
Molecule: messenger RNA, 1766 nt
Organism: Lactuca virosa
Lineage: Eukaryota; Viridiplantae; Streptophyta; Magnoliopsida; Asterales; Asteraceae
Source: the annotation of a GenBank genome assembly